GUCUUGGAACACGCAUUUGUGAGAACAUGGGACUCGUGGAAGAAGGGAGCAAGGAUUGAUAUGAAAAAAAAAAAAAAAAACAAAUGAUUGGAAACAGUGAGGUCGAAAAGAAACAGAUAUACAUCAACUGGAUGUGAUCUUAUUUGCGAGGAGAGCACAGAAAUCAAUUUGAGAGAGCAAUGGCAGGAAUUAAUUGCACAUCAAUUUCAACAAGCUUGCGUCAAUUAUUGCGGCUGCACUUCAGAGGAUUCGCGUGUCCGUUCUCAUCUAAAAGCACGGACGAGGUCAGCGAGAGUCCGAGAUUACGUGAAUUCAGGAAAAAAUUGCGCGAACGCGCUCCCAUAGAAAAAUUGGACGAGUUGGAGGAGGGCAAGCAUCCUUAUCAGGAGAAGGAACCCUUGAAACCGUUCCCGGACAACACGAAUCCGGAAACGGGCGAAGUCGGGGGCCCGCGCGGACCGGAACCGACUCGUUACGGCGACUGGGAGAGAAAAGGCCGCGUGACGGACUUCUGAAUCAUCCCUGUACAGAAAUAGGCAUUCCUGUAUAGGAAUAGAAAUUCGUUUGUUAAUAACAAUUAGAAAUUGUCCACUUCAAAACGUUAAAUAAUUAAAGCUAUAUUUUGAGAUACGAUUUUAUAAAACUGCGCAAUCUGUUAUACUGCCUAAUAUAUUUAUAUGCACACUGUUCACAUUUAUCAAACAAAACAGAUCAGUGAGGGCUCAUUGAUUUUUUAUUAUUUUUGAUUUAUUCAUUCAGAUCCAGUGAAGAACUAAAGGCAAAGCCAUUUAUAUGAAAGAAUUACCGCAGAUCAACGCUCACUAAUCUGUUUUGUCUGCUGAAUGUACUCAUUGUGUACAGGGUGCAUAAAUGUACAAUAUUAGGCAGUAUAACAGUAGAGAGAAGCAUGAGAGCGAGAGUCAUCUCGGCCUUUGGCCUUUUAAAGCCUUUUUAGGACCGUCAGAACCCCCGUACAGUAGCACACCAUUUUUGACAUGGCUAUUAUUAAAGUAGCUACAUUUAUUUUCUGACAUUGUUCUGAUAAAAUCAUAACAUGAAAAAUGGAUGUGGUUCGAGUCUACAUAAUAAUAGUACUUAUUUAGCAUAUAAUUCACGUUACAUAUACAGUAUACAAUUUAUGUUACAUAUACUAUAGAAUCUCGGAAAUAUUCAGUCAACAAAAUUAUCGCAUAGGUAAAUUUAUAUCAAAAUGUCGCAUAAAUUUAGACAAUCAUAACUCUGCGAAAAAUGAUCGUAUCGAAAAGUUCUUUUUUUCAUUUCUCAAGAGUAAAACUUGUACUUAAAGAUG
Wasmannia auropunctata (little fire ant) is the source of this 1309-nucleotide messenger RNA. Its product is annotated as succinate dehydrogenase assembly factor 4, mitochondrial-like. The record is from RefSeq and is a predicted model, not a curated record. The transcript is spliced from 4 exons. The coding region runs from base 180 to 515 and encodes 111 amino acids. NCBI's taxonomy places the organism in Eukaryota, Metazoa, Arthropoda, Insecta, Hymenoptera, Formicidae. Gene Ontology annotation, biological process: mitochondrial respiratory chain complex II assembly. Gene Ontology annotation, cellular component: mitochondrion.